This is a messenger RNA of Physcomitrium patens, 2341 nucleotides long. NCBI's taxonomy places the organism in Eukaryota, Viridiplantae, Streptophyta, Bryopsida, Funariales, Funariaceae. The record is from RefSeq and is a predicted model, not a curated record.
UUUGUUUUGUUCGUGCGGAAUCGGAGAGUGGGUUUUGCUUUUAAAUUGCGGGAGAGAGGGUUGCUGAGGUGUACUCCGGGUAUGUUUUUUGCUUACAGAGGAGUGGGUGGUUUGGGUUUUGCGAGAGUGGCAGAGUUCUGGGAGAGGGAUGGUAGUUAUUGUGACUGGACAAUUGGGUUUCUGUUGGUUUCCAGAAACUGGCGAGGAGGGGAGGUUGUGGGAAACUGGCUGGGUGGAGAGCUUUGUCCACCACAAUGGCAUGUGCUCUAUCUGGCAGUGGGGGUCUUGGAGAAGCAAAUCUUGUUUUCAGUGGAUGUUGAAAGCGAGAGGUGGUCAAGGAAGAUAGAGAACGAGAGCAUCAUGGGAACAUCCAGGAAAUUGUAUAAAUCCCUGGCCACGAUGAAACGGAUUGUAAACCCAAGCCUCGUGGACAAGAAUGUUACGACAACUCCCAGCGGCGAGAAGCAGCGACGGUGGGUGCCUUGGAAGACCUCUGUAGAAGACGUCAAAAUGAAGGACGAAUAUCCAAUCCAAGACCAGGAUAUGAAAGAUACAAAAGUAACAAAGGACAUACUGGCUGACUUAAUGAAGAAGGUGGACAACUACCUUUUAAGCUCAACGAAUGACCGGCACAUUAAUUCUGAAAAUUGGGCAGCCCUUCGCAUCCAGACCGCAUUUCGUGCAUUCCUGGCGAGAAGGGCUUUGCGAGCUUUGAAAGGGAUUGUAAGGCUUCAGGCAUUAGUACGGGGCCACACUAUUCGCCGUCAAGCAGCCAUCACUUUGAGGUGCAUGAAAGCUUUAGUUCGGGUACAAGCUCGAAUUCGUGCUCGUCGAGUGAGGAUGUCAGAACAGGGUCAGGCUGUGCAACGCAGCAUAUUCGAGCGCAAGUGUCGAGAGGCAAGGGUCUUGGAAUCUGAGCGUGGUUGGUGUGCAUACUCUGGGACGGUGGAAGACUUGCAAGCCAAACUACAGUUGAAGAAAGAGGGUAUGAUCAAGCGAGAGCGCGCAUUAGCAUAUGCGAGCAUUUAUCAAUGGAGAGUCCCAGAAGUUGAAAACCCACAUGGGUACUACUUCAACCAAGCCAGGCCGGACAAUCAACACUGGGGAUGGAGCUGGUUAGAGCGGUGGAUGGCAGUUCGUCCUUGGGAGAAUCGCAUGCUUGACACCAACAACUUAAAGAAAGACCCUCACUUCACUCACGACACGGAAAGCAGCUUCAGUGGCAGUGGUCCUCAGCGCGCGGCGUCGAAGAUUAUCAAGACGAUUAGUUCAAGAGCAUCAAGCAGUGUUGUUGGCAACACCCGGGAUUGCAGCAGCUUAUGCGGAAGUCUACGUAACUCGCCCUCUAGAUCUAGAGGAAGCCAAUCCUUCCAUCUGCCCUCCACCACAGGAAGGGAAAAGCAGCACCAGCGUGAGCAUGAGGCAUAUUUCGACUACUUAACCUUCAACGCUUCCACAGCUUCAAAAGCACAGCAUAACCGAGCCCCACUAUCGCCCCUGGACGGCAACAUUUCCACUCCGAGACCAACAAAGAGCUACAUGGCAGCCACAAAAUCUGCCAAUGCCAAAGCUAAGCCGCGGGCACAGAGCACACCCAAGCAGAAGCCAACCUCGUCCUCAGUGGCAGAAGACAAGCUAGUGAGUCGGAAGCGCAUGUCAUUUCCUUCUAAGGCCAUCGCUGGAGGGAGCUAUUACUUCACCUCGAAAUUUCCAGUAGCUUCCGAAGAUUUCAAUAUCAAACCACUAACAAAUAGACGAGACGGAUCAAUGCACGUAUUCCCAUCAAAUGUGCACUCUGAACGUCCAUCCUCCAGAAAUAGCGAGUCGAGUUGCGGAGACAGUUGCAAUAACCUGCGCAAGCCAAUUAGAUUAUAAAUAUAGUGUGAGAAUCAAUGGACGCACUGCUGAUCUCUCCACAACAAUCGUUGAAGUAAAAAGAACUUAAACGUUGUCACCUGGUUCAUGAAUUCAAAUUGACGUAGUUCAUGAAUUCAAAUUGACGUAGUUCAUGAAUUCAAAUUGACGUAGUUCAUGAAUUCAAAUUGACGUAGUUCAUGAAUUCAAAUUGACGUAGUUCAUGAAUUCAAAUUGACGUAGUUCAUGAAUUCAAAUUGACGUAGUUCAUGAAUUCAAAUUGACGUAGUUCAUGAAUUCAAAUUGACGUAGUUCAUGAAUUCAAAUUGACGUAGUUCAUGAAUUCAAAUUGACGUAGUUCAUGAAUUCAAAUUGACGUAGUUCAUGAAUUCAAAUUGACGUAGUUCAUGAAUUCAAAUUGACGUAGUUCAUGAAUUCAAAUUGACGUAGUUCAUGAAUUCAAAUUGACGUAGUUCAUGAAUUCAAA